AGGGAGCAAUCGUUUCCAGUUCCACUUCAGACACUGAUUCUACGUCUGGUGGAGAUAAGAAAGCUGAAAAAGAUACUUCAGAAUCAAAAGCUACAUUCCAAUUUGAAGACAGAAAAGAGCACUUUGAAAACGCUGAAGAUCCGAAAGGGAAUAAAAUAAGUCUACGAACAGUGGCCACUGAAAACGUGAAAAUGGCUGUCCCCGGUGAGACAGACACUAAAUCUAAAGUAGACAAGUUUGAUGUGCAAGUGAGGAUCACUUCUGAGGAGAAUUUGGUGGUGAAGGAAAAUGUUGAGAGAUGCAGGCGGAAAGACACCCUCAAUUUGGACGUUGAUGAUCUGAGUCUCAGGUCGCUAUCGGAAGGCGACAACUCAGUCUUCUCAGAAGGCGUAACAACGCCUUUGGAGCCCAACGCAGGCGCGAGCGAAGACAAAGACCAGGAGAACGCCAGCGGGAACGAGUCGGAAGAAGUGGACGAUAUAGAGCUCAUAUUCACUACUGACGAGUCUAAGGAUAUGAGCAAUUUACAGGAGGAUCUCGUGUCCAUUCGCGACACAGACAACUGGGGACCUUCCUCUGCGUCCACCCACUCCACACCCGUUCUCAUCAAGUUCCACACCUUGGAUCCCGACUUCCAACCGGGAGGGGACGACAAAGACAUCUCUGGUACUGAAAACCAAGAGAACACUGAUCUACAAGGAGUUAUCGCCGAGUCCUCUCUAAGAAACAAAAGAGUGUCGCUACCUAGUGACAAGGAUAUUAGACACGUCGCAUUCAACGGCAAAGGCAGCCUAGAUUUGCCCAGUCGAGGGAUUCUGAAGAGUUACGAGAACAAAUCGGAUAAUAUGCUGUACAAAAAGAGCCCUAAUACCAGCACACGAAGGUUGGACAGCGUUGACAGUCUGACGUGCGAGUACAACCGCGGCCUAAGUUUCGACAAUACUAAGUCGUCUAGCUUCGAGUUAGGGUCCAGUAUGGAUAUCCUGCAUAGGGAAGAGAGUGUGGACAGCUUUCACAGGACUGGCCACUUCGGGCAUAGGUUUUCUGUGUUUGCGGAGACGGAUAUAUCGAAGUGCGGCAUUUCGGAGGACGACCUCGCCGCCAAUUUGAAUGUGCGGAGGAAUACUUGCCCCAAUCCGUUUCAAUACAGGCCGGGCGCAUACCGCGCGCCGUCUCGCACCAGCGGGCCUCUGAAAGCGGGCAACGUGUGUCGCUACGUGCGGCCGGUGCUACGUGACGCGGCGCUACACCGCCGCAGCUCGGCCGCGCAGACCGACGUGUGCGCGCUGCCUAACCGCUGGAGCUCGGACGGAUAUUUGGCUCAUAAGAUGUCAGUGGUGCCGACGUGUAUGCCGACAUUGCCGCAGCGCGCGGCGCCGGCGCCCGGGCCGUGUGCCGCGCGGCGCCUCACCGUGCCCAACGCAAGGCCCGCGCCUUCUAGAGACGAUUCUAGGAGGAUCCUGCUAAGUGAUAUCGGGUUCACGUCGAUGGUCCCCGAGCUGUCCCGCUCGGCGGACCCGGUGUGGGCGCUCGGCAAGCGCAUGCAGGCAGAGUCGCCUGCUUCCACUUCUACUUCCAAGUUUCUGUCGCGCGGCUCGUCUUACCGCUCGCCUUGCCUGAGUAUCGACCGCAGCAGCGACUGGAUUCCGCAGUCCGUCUACGUUCCAUCUUCCAGAAUGUACGGCGACUGCCGGGCAUGGCGUAGUUCGCUGCCCGACGUGCGGCGCGCCGGCACAGAAGAGCUAUGCCACGAGGCGGACUUAUACCUACGUCGGUCCACAGACAACCUGCGGUACACUUCGCUCGACAUGAACACCGGUUGCGUUUGCGGCUGUUCCUGCGUUUGCGUUCGCAGCGGCGAUAUCGCAACCACUACCAUCCCUGAAGCCGUGGACGUGGACAAUGUGGGCUUGGGAAACGUGGGAAUAAGCGUGGGCAACACAAGCGUGGGAUUGGGCAGCGUGGGCGUGAGCGGGCGGCCUUAUAUCCCGCGCGAGCCGAAGCAGCUACGUUUGGGGCAUAUGGUGAAAGUAAUCGCGCCGCAUGGAAGGCUCGUUAUUGGCCGUGUUCGCUACGUAGGCCUGGCAGGCGGGACCGCAGCAUCCAGCGGCAUGGUGGUAGGGGCGGAGUUCCCGUGUGCGCAGGCGCCGGCACUGGCCCGGAAUGACGGGACGCACCGCGGCCGCCGCUACUUCCUCGCCCCGCCGGGACACGGAGCCAUAUUUGUACCCUUCUCGAAAGUCGUCAUGGCUUGGGCCAACUGAACGUCUUUUGUUUUACAGUAAGUUUCCAUUCAUGUUCUAUUCGAAUAUCAUUCACAGAUAUGUGUCAAGAUGUUCGCAAAGACGUUUGUCAAGGUGUUUGCAUAGAUGUUUGCUAAGAUAAACAAAUUGGGGUAGCUGAACGAACAGAGGUACCAUCGGCAUCAGUGUUAACUAUCCAUUGCCUGUCAUGUCGUCUCGUUCUAUCACAAAGAAUCACCAUUUGAUGAGAGCGAGAGCAAAAACGGAAAUGGAUAGUUAACAGUGUGGCCGUGUGUACCUCGGUAUCACCUUUUUGCUUUCGUUGAUGUUCUAUUCUAAUAUCGGUCAUAGAUAAUGUGUCAAGAUGUUUACAGAGAUACACAAAUUCGUGUAAGUUGAAAAAACGGUGGUACCCCAGUAUCACCUUUUUGCUUCUGUUGAUGUUCUAUUCUAAGAACAGCGAUGCGACUGUUUCAACUUAAAUUAAACAUAAUAUGUAGACAGUUUAUUUCAAAAUGUAAGUUCUCUACACUUACUUUAUUUAAAAGUAAAAGUUAUCUAUACUUUUCAGUUAGAAACCAAAAUGUAGAUCGAUUGCAAGAUUAUAGUGAAUUUAUCUUAGCGCUAGAUGGCGCUUCCCAAUGCAAAAGAAAUGUUUUAUUAUUUACAGUACAGUAAAGGUAACUUUUAAAACACACACUUAGGCGGUAAGCCGUUAUAAGGGAAAAUGUAUUACAUAAUAGCAAUGUUAGAGCAAUAAAUGAAACUAACUAUGCCAAAGAAUAUGCUUAAUACUUUCAUUUUUGUUCGAUUUAUAUCAUAAACGAUUGCGAUUGUAAAGAGUACGGUACCUAACUAAUAAAAUAUGAUUAUUUACAAUGUUUAAAAAUAUUUAUCAGUAUAAUAAUUGCCUAUAGAAAAUAAUGUGUAUACUGCAUCUGAAAACAUUAUACGAUGAAGUACACUAUAAUGUAAAGUAAUAACUGCAUAAGGCCUAAAUUAUUAUGUAAACCAUAAUUACAAAUAAAUACACAAUUCAUACAUAAGGAAUUAAAGUAAUGUGCCGAUUGUACUCGAAGAUAAGCACUAUAUUUAUUUUUAAAGUACCUAAACAAAAAAUAAUAAUUUAAAACCCACAUUUUCAUCGCCAAAUGAAACAGAAUAUGAACGUGUGUUCACCGUUGUUAAUAAGGCUAGUUAUACACUGUAAAAUAACGUGUAUAAAUAUAAGCCUAGGUGGAGUUUUUGGUAUUUCUCUUGCCCUUAUAUGCUACUUAAAAUAUAAAGGUAACAGGGAGUAGUAGUGUAUUUUGUGUGAACGUAGGCGUUCAUGUUUAAAAUAAACAUAUAUUCUUCAUAUAGCUGUGGUGUGUACGUCAUUAUGAGACCACACGAGACCUGGAGGCGUGUGAGUUUACGUCAAACGCAUUCGAUUUCGAGUGCGUAAAAAAGUGUCAUUAAAUGUAUGACGGAUUUUACAGCGCCCGUAGUGGAAACUUUCAAGAACUAAAAUCUGACCUGACGACGUUUGAUGUAAACUCACACUGCCCUCAGGAUAUGAAUGGACAAUGUUUUA
Ostrinia nubilalis (European corn borer) is the source of this 3819-nucleotide messenger RNA. RefSeq lists its product as uncharacterized. Lineage: Eukaryota; Metazoa; Arthropoda; Insecta; Lepidoptera; Crambidae. Bases 192 to 2264 code for a protein of 690 amino acids. The record is from RefSeq and is a predicted model, not a curated record. The transcript has 10 exons.